This is a messenger RNA of Naumovozyma dairenensis CBS 421, 1554 nucleotides long. RefSeq names its product Hym1p (gene HYM1). Lineage: Eukaryota; Fungi; Ascomycota; Saccharomycetes; Saccharomycetales; Saccharomycetaceae. Gene Ontology annotation, molecular function: protein serine/threonine kinase activator activity. Bases 1 to 1554 code for a protein of 517 amino acids. The transcript has a single exon. The record is from RefSeq and is a predicted model, not a curated record. Gene Ontology annotation, biological process: intracellular signal transduction.
AUGUUCAAGAAAUAUAAGAAUCAAGACCUGGACAUGGCAUUCUGGUGGAAGAAGAAUCCAAAGACUUCAUCAGAUUAUGUCAAAUUGAUUAGUAACCAAUUGGCUAAGAUUGCUGCUUCUUCCUCAUCAUCAACAGUUUUAUCAACAUCAUCUUCUCAACCAAACUCAACAAAUGCAAUUGCUGCAUCUAAUUCAUCAAUGAAUCCAUCCUCAUCACCGAACUCAACAUCUGCCACUUCUGAUAGUAAUAAAAAACUACAGGAAGAAUGUUCCAAGUACUUAAUAGGUUUAAAACAUUUCAUAUUGGCAGAUACAGAUCCACAUCCAUCACCAGAGGCAAUAGAUGAAUUAUAUACAGCAAUGUUCCGUUCUGAUUUAUUUUAUGAUCUUAUAUUACAUAUCCCAGAUUUAGAAUUCGAAGCAAGAAAGGAAGUAAUGAUUAUCUUUGCCAUUUGUUUAAAUUAUUCUAAGGAUAAUAAAUUUGUCACAGUAGAUUAUUUCAUUCAACAACCGAAAACAAUAAAUUUAAUGUUAAAAAUUUGUGAAUCUUCAUUACAACAAAAAAGAAGUGCAUCUCAUGAUGUCUUCCUCGUAAUUGGUAAUAUGAUUAUUGAAUGCAUCAAAUAUGAACAAUUAUGUAGAAUUAUCUUAAAGGAUCCUCAACUUUGGAAUUUUUUCGAAUUUGCUAAAUUAGCAAAUUUUGAAAUUAGUACACAAUCAUUACAAAUUUUAAACGCUGUCUUCACCACUCAUUCUAAAUUGGUUUCAAAAGAAUUCUUUAAUAAUUCAAAUAAUAUAAUAAAUUUCAUUAAACGUAUUAAUAAAUUAAUGACUCAUGGAAAUUAUGUGACAAAGAGACAAAGUACGAAAUUAUUAGCAUCAUUAAUAAUUCAAAGAAAUUUUAAUCAAUUAAUGAAUACUUAUAUUAAUGCCCCAGAAAGUUUAAAAAUUAUAAUGAAUUUAAUGACAGAUAAAUCGAAAAAUUUACAAUUAGAAGCAUUUAAUUGUUUCAAAAUACUGAUAGCGAAUCCAAGAAAAUCAAAACCAAUAUUAGAUAUCUUAAUUAAGAAUAGAGAAAAAUUAUUGAAAUACUUUGAAACAUUCGGUCUAGAUAAUCAAGAUCCUGUUUUCCUUAAUGAAAGAGAAUUUGUCAUCGAUAGAAUUGAAAAUUUACCUCGUAUAAUUUCUGCCAAUAUAGAUCCAUCAUCCUCAUCAACGAUGGCAAACAAUCCAAAUAUAAAUUUAAUGAGCUCUUCUCCAUCAAGUCAUAAUACAACGGGGAUUCUAUCACCAAUGAACACAGCAAAUAUUACAAAUACAACUGCAUCAUUGACUACACAAACAGCAACACCAUCAUCACAUAAAUUGGCCAAUUUAUCUUCUCAUUCACGUGGUGGUGCUGCAAUUUCAAACACUUCUGUUGCAAAUAUCAUUAAUAAUAAUAACAGCAAUGUAUCCGAGAAUAUCAACUCGAUUAAUCACACUAGUCAUACUAAUCAUAAUCAUUCAAGUCACAAUCAUGGCCAUACAAGUCAAGAUAGUCACCUCAGUUAA